CCCAACGAUAAUUUUUUAUUGAAGCACCAAACCGAUUUGAUUAAGAAUCACAAUAUGAAUGGAACACCGCCUAAACUGAGUUUUGAAAUAACGAAAUCUUCGGAAAUAACCAAACUGAUUUCAGAUGGCAUCCGCGCUGCAGAGGCUCUCGAGGAGAGCCUACUAAGGAACCAGUCGAUCCUAGCCGAACCACCGACACACUUACGAGAAACCAACAACAACAACAACGGCAACAACAAUGACAUUAUCGGCUCUCGAAUACCAUCGAAACCAUUGCUGGCACCAGCCAGACCAGAGAUUUUGCAUGGCGAAACUCAUUCAUUAAAACCAUCAUCGCAAUUGUCCUCCGCCUCCUCCUCCUCCUCUUCCUCCUCCUCCUCCUCGUCGUCUUCAUCGUCAACACCGGUUCAUCCGAAACUGCCCAUUUUCGCAGCACCGCAAUCACCGCAAUCUGUAAUUGUUAACACUCAUUUGCAUCAGCAGCGUUUACAAUAUCCGCAUUUGCACAACGCACACUACCCAUUCCCCCAGGCCCUGCCCCAUCCCCAUUCACACCCCCAUCCGCAUAAGCAUCCGCACCAUCAUCAUGCUCACGUUCAAGCUCACUCAGCACUGCACCAUCACAAUCUAACUAGUAAUCUUCCAGCGCUGGCGCAGAAAACGAUUAGCCUCUCUGAAUAUCUACGACCGCCGCAGAAUGCACCGCUCUUCCAUCCCGUCAAGCUGCCCGGCCGUCGACCGUAUCCCAGUCCCAUUAAAAAGGUGCCCGCUUCCAGACCGGUACUACCACAACAGCAUCCGCCAUUGGGCAGCAUACUGCCACAAUCUUCGCUGAUUGUUAAUCACUAUCGCAAGCCGAUGCCCAGCCUGCUGAAGCCCUUCCUCAAGGAGAAGCAUUUUCCCAUACAACCAAUAGCCGCCUCAGUGCUGCUCUUGGGUCAGCCCACGGAACUCGGAGGUCCCGGACAGCGAAAGACCGGAGAGGGUGCAGACCGUACCAAAAUCAAGACCAAGCCCAUUAUUUCACUACCCGUGCCGUAUGUGGAUGUGGAGCCUCAAGCAUCCCUUAAGGCAGCCAACUACUUUAAUGUAAAUGCCAAAGUAGAGCAAAAACACGUGCUGACCACAACAACAUCCACGAUGACACCACUUAUCAAACGUCCACUGCCCGAGGAACCAUCACCGCAGCAAAUUGCCAGCAUGCGUCCAGCAAUCAAUCAAGGAUUCAAGCCAGACUCCGUGGUCGUCGAAAGCGGAUUCCGUCCAAUCAUGCGGAACGAUGGCAAUGGAGUGCAGCUACCACCGGAGCUAAUCGAGCAGGUGGCUCUUCGACGUGAGGAUCCCGGUACGGAAAUCGAUGAGGUCAUGGAAACAGAUACCCUAUUCCUCACCGCCCAGCAGGGUGGUAGCGAGACGCAAAGCUUUGAACCGAUGUUCAUACCGUCUCCGCUGGAUAGCACCAAUGCGACAAUGCUGGCAUUGAAGGCGGCACAAGAUGACACUGUGAAAUCCGGGACAUCCGCGCCAUCCGCAUCACCGCUGAGAUUACCCUCAGCGGCACAUACGCUGCCAGCGGCGGCUGAGUUGCGUAAACCGUCUCUCGAGGAAUUGUUCAGUGGGGAUGAUGAUGAAGAAGUGGACGCGGACGAGACGCAUAGCGAGCCCGAGGCGCAGGAGGAGCGGCUAACGGCCACAAAUCAGCCAAGCGUAGUUGAAAAGAAACAUAGCUCUCCGGAGGAGGAUGAUCCCGAAUAUGAUGACGUGUCGAACCUGUUUGAUUCAGUGGAGGAUGAGGAGAAACAAAUCGACUUUGCCGACGAUUUAGAGGCGGAACCCGAUGACAAGGUCGCUCAAGCAGCCGAACGCAUUGAUACCUACUACUUGCCGCCGGAUAAUCGAAAGAUUCCACAUGCCAGCAUACCUAGCGGGGCUCUUUACACCUUCGACGGCAAAUCCGUGAUCGAUAGCACCCUGGUCCUGCCACCCAAACUGGAUGCACGCGAUACUGGACACUCACGGCACCAGCACUACGGUCUAACACCAUUGCAGAAACUUAUACGCACCACUCCACAGUUUGGCGCCUAUCGUGGCGAGCUUCCCGAGGACUUUCUGGCCACCACCCAAUCCGGGUUGUCGACAGUGACGGAUUAUUCGAGUCCGGUGCCGUUUAGUUCCCGUGGCAGCAGCAGCAGCACCUCGACAAUUCCUGGCUUUGACAGUACUCUCCACUCAUCGCACUCAUCGCCAUCACUAACAACGUCAUUGCGACCCAUUUCAACCAAGUUGCACUUGCUCAAGCCCGACAUCGAGAACAAUAGCACGUAGAAAACUGGCCACACACACAGACAGGUGCGCAAUAGUAUAAUUCAUUGAUUAAUUAAGCAUUUACAACUGCAAGCAGUUAAAUACCAAUUGAAUUUGUACUCAUUACCAUUUACCAUUUACAUACCAUAUACCAUUUAAAAUCCCGUAUUAGCUGUAGCCACCUUUUAUUACAUAUAUACAUGCAUAUAUACAUAUGUGCAUGUGUGUCUAAUUAAGAUAAUGCUCUUAAUUUUAACCAAACGCAAGAAUAUUACAUACACAAUUAGCUAAGCUAAAAUCUAUGUUUAAAAUGCAUUUUAGUCGUUGUCUAUGAAAUAAAUCAUAUAAACUUAUA
Drosophila grimshawi is the source of this 2659-nucleotide messenger RNA. RefSeq names its product protein Skeletor, isoforms D/E. The coding region runs from base 55 to 2325 and encodes 756 amino acids. Lineage: Eukaryota; Metazoa; Arthropoda; Insecta; Diptera; Drosophilidae. The transcript has a single exon. The record is from RefSeq and is a predicted model, not a curated record.